Messenger RNA from Microthlaspi erraticum, 345 nucleotides. The record is from the annotation of a GenBank genome assembly. NCBI's taxonomy places the organism in Eukaryota, Viridiplantae, Streptophyta, Magnoliopsida, Brassicales, Brassicaceae.
AUGAGCAAACCUAUAACCAACCUCAAAACCAACAUGCAUAUGGCGGCCAAAGGGAGGUUAAAAGGAGAUACAAGGCCAUCACACGAAACAAGGCGGCCACCACUUGGGAAUGACACAGGAGGGUUAUUAAAACAAUUCGGUCGAAGAAAAUCUCAAUUGGCCCGAGUGGAUUUGAAGAAAUUCAAUCCACACAUUUCUCUCGGCCAUACCGCGCACAAGGAGAACCAUUACGGCCAACUCCUAAACGGCGUGACCGAAGUCCACCAAACUUCACAGGCGACCAUAAAAUCACAUUUUGGUCGGCAAAUCCAAAAGAUAGGACGGAGAAAUCAUCACGGAUCAUGA